Molecule: messenger RNA, 1119 nt
Organism: Durio zibethinus
Lineage: Eukaryota; Viridiplantae; Streptophyta; Magnoliopsida; Malvales; Malvaceae
Cellular component (GO): chloroplast
Molecular function (GO): metal ion binding
Source: RefSeq, a predicted model, not a curated record
UCCAAACACGCACAACAGUAAACCCCUUACCCAUGGAGACUGGGAGAGACAAAAGGCCCAACAAAAACGUAAUCAGAACACCCUCUUCUUCGGAAUUCUGCUUCAGAUAACGCAACAAAGAAAAACUGUUCCACUGCUCAGUUGAGUUCUCAACCCAAAACCACAAAUAAGAAAGACCAACUAGAAAAAUGGCAACACUACCGGCAUUUUCAACUCCUCUAUGUUUAAUCUCCAAAACCCAUUUCAACACUCCUGAAAGACUCUCCUUUUAUCUGAACUCUAUCCAUUUUCAGACCAAAGUCUGCAGCUUUUCUUUCAACAACUUAUCUUUAUCCUUCAAGAAGGACAAAAAUCUGUAUGGGAUUUGGAAACUGAAGUCUGCUGAAGAAGAAGCAGCUGUUCCUAAACAAGAACAACAAGAAGAAGAUAAAACAGCUUCGUCUGAAGAACAAGAGUCAGUUUCUGUCCCUGUCUCUCCUUCAGACGCUCUCAGAAUGUAUUUCCAGGCAGAUGGAACCUUGAAUGAAGCUGAAAUUACAAAAGUGACUAAAGCAUUAGAGGAAAUUGAAGGCAUUUCCAACUUGAAGGUUCAAAUCCUUGAGGGUAUUGGUAUGGUUGAGUUAACAAAACAGACAACAGUUCAAGCUACAGGAGUGGCUUCCAAUUUGGUUGAGAUCAUACAAGGUGCAGGAUUCAAGUUACAAACAUUGAAUUUGAGUUUCGAUGAUGAAGAGGAUGUUCUUGCCUAGAUCAUGUAUUUAGAUUGCAAAAACUACAAAAGAGAAGAAUUUGUAUCUUUGAAGUCCUCAGCUCCUUUUUGUUAUCUCUCUCUCUUUUCUUUUUUUUUUCCCCCCUUUUAAUCACAAAUUAUAGUUAACAUGAAAACAUCAUAUUCUUGAUAUCGAAUUUUUUUUCAAAAUUAUCUGUAAGCCUUUGCAUAAACGCCUUGAGCUGUCACAUUAUUAAUGUAAUAGAGAAAUAAGCAGAGGCAUUUGUGGUUUUGUUCUCCAUUAAUGCCAAUUAAGAAAAGCUGAUCUGAAGCUCUUUUCGGUUCCAUUUCAUCUGUCAAGCAAUGGCUUGGGGAGCUAUGUUAUUCAUUCUAGAGCCAAGAUUCAUUAA